This is a messenger RNA of Chaetomium strumarium, 2829 nucleotides long. RefSeq lists its product as uncharacterized. Lineage: Eukaryota; Fungi; Ascomycota; Sordariomycetes; Sordariales; Chaetomiaceae. Bases 474 to 2696 code for a protein of 740 amino acids. The transcript has 2 exons. The record is from RefSeq and is a predicted model, not a curated record.
CGCUGCAUACAACGUUUCCCCAGACUUUCGUUGACCACUCUGCACCAGCGGCUGCAUAUACGAUUUCCGCACACGACCACUGAGUGCAGUAUCCGAUCGCUCAAUCAUACAUACAAGUAAACAUAAUACAACUACUCCUGUUCUUAGCGCAGGCUCUUAUUUCGUCCUCGCGUCUCUGUCUGUUUCAUCCGUCGGCCAGUUCCUCGACCUAACCGACUGUGAGACAUCCGUCCUGGCAAUCCAGGGGUUAGCCGCUCGCAUUCCGUCCGAUCGCCCUCCGGCCAACGAUCGCCCUCUCGCACCACGGUCCUGGAACGCUUCAUGCCGCACCGACUCCCGCUCUCCGUGUAGUUCUUCCACUCCAGUUCGGACCGAGAGUACAAACAUCAGCCGGCGGAUCCUAGGAUCAACAGGAGGCAGGCCUUCUCAGUUUGCGCAGAACUAUCCGAGUUUGUGAGGACGACCAUGCCAAGAUGAUGAUCUACGAGCGACCGCUUCACGAUGCCGUCCUAUCGGCGCCUGGCUCUCCACCAAGCAUGACCGCGUCGAAAUCCUCCAAGUCUUCCUCGCUUAGUUCGCUUCCAUCGGAUGAUGGCAGUGUGCUCGCCGAUGUGAACCACUUCGAAGACAUUGGACUCGACGAUGCGCAGGUCGGCCCUCGCACCCUGUCCGACCAGCACCUCAAGUCAGCCCCAAACCCUUAUCACCCAUCAUUCUCCUCUGAAUUUCGGGCUGUCACGAAAAGACAAGUGUCGUCCUCGACUCCUCGACUACAAUACUCGCGUGACGCUUCGAAGACUCGCCAGCCAUCUGAUUCAUCUACCCGUCCCAAGUUACGACCGACUCUGCCAAUCCUGCAGAGCCAGAUACGAACCACCAAUGGGCGAAUUGCCAGCCUCGGGCUCCUCCCAGAGCCGUACACUAGUCCUCUUCCGUUCCGUGGCCCUAGCCGCCGGUCCUCGCAUACAUCUAUGCGGCAACGGAGUCCUAGCCCUAGCGUAUCGCUAUCUGCGAAAGAUCCGAACGCCGCAAUGAGGACGCGGCGGAGUAGCUGGCAGUCGAACCGAGAGCGAAAGACGGCGCUUGAGCUGGAGCUGGAAUGCGAUGAAGAUGACGGAGACGAGAUUCCCGAAGGGCUGGUCCUGGAUAACGUACCUCUUUCCCCACGACCGCCAUCGGAACGGUUCCAAAGCCGACCGCCAUCCAAAGCGCCAUCUCCGGAGCGCCCACCCAAGGAGAGGGUGCGGAGUGUCGGCAAUGGUACACCCCCCGUGGCCCUGGCCCAGGGAUCGCUCCGCUCGCCAACUUGGAAAUCGGAGUCGGCAAUCAGCUCUGCCUCUUCCAGCCGGGUGUCUAGCCCGACAUGCUCGAGGGCCCAGAGCUGGUCUGCUGCAUUGGCACACUUGAACGCCGAGGCAAAGGCGCUCACCGAGAAGCUGGAGGAACACGCCGAGGAGAUGGAGCACAAGGUCCAACAACGCUCCAGCACCGGCUCAAUGCCCAACGCUAGGAGGUCUUCGGAUCCUGAAUCCAAGCCUAGAGUGAAAUCAGCCCUGGCAGAGCUGCCGCCCUUGCGCCGGUCAAACAUUAUGAUCGAUCCCUUGCCCAUCUCAAAGGAGAAGGAGGCUGUUCUCUCGCGGACGCGGCCGUCAUGGCUGCCACCGAAGGAUCCUGCCGAGGAGCGCCGCCACUUGAAGGAGUAUCAGAAGAUGAUGGCGCAGAGCAUCGAAGCCGAGCGUCGUCGCCAGGCCGCCAAACGCGCCCGGUCCGAAUGCCGCGACGUUGCCGCCGACAGCAUAAUGCAGAUCUGGGAGCACGACAUUCUUACCCGCUGGAACGAUGCGAUCCGCGAGCGCAGGACAAGGGACAUGUGGUGGCGAGGGAUUGCCCCACGGAGUCGGGGGGCUGUUUGGUCCCGCGCGAUCGGGAACGAUCUCGGACUCACCAAGACGUCGUUCGAGGCUGCACUGAGCCGAGCGCGUGAGGCUGAAACAAACGGAAAAUCAGGACAUGGAAGUGCUCAAGAGAUGCGCGCGGUUUCUUGGUUUGACGCUAUCGGCAAAGAUGUUCGGGAGCGCACAUGGCCCGAUCUACGGAUCUUCCAGCCGGGCGGCCCGCUUCAUCAGAGCUUGCUGGACGUCCUUCGGGCAUAUGCCAUGUACCGAAGCGACAUUGGAUACGUGCCAGGCUGCAAUACCAUUGCAGCCCUCUUGCUCCUUAACCUCCCGACAGCAACCGACGCCUUCAUUGCGCUAGCCAAUGUUUUGAACCGCCCCUUACCCCUUAGCUUUUAUGUCUCGGAUGCGGGCGCGAAGAACUCGGCAUACAACCUGCUCUUACACACUCUAGCGCAGAAAUCCCCAAAUCUGCACGAGCACCUCACCCAUCUGCCCGACCACGACCCCAACCUCUACCUUAGUGAUAUCUUUACCGGCCUCUUCACUCGCCACCUCGCCUUGGACGAGGCCACCCGGUUGUGGGACGUGUUCGUCUUUGAAGGCGACACCCUCCUCAUCCGUGCCGGCGUCGCGCUGCUUCUCCAGAAGGAAAUGGUACUACUGGGCACCAAGUCUGCUGUCGAGGUCCAGGCAAUCCUCGGGACGACCCCGGAAGGAACAAAGACCCCCCGUGUCGUUGGGGGGAACGGGGAGGAAGAACGCUGGAUGCAGGCGGUUAGGGAGGCGGGCAAGGUGUGAUUGAGUCAGGGAUCUGCGCUCCCUUUCCUCUUCCAAUACGCAGCAUACCAUCCCCAGCUGCGGCAAAUCAACGGAUUGCAAUGGUACAUAUUUUAAAGGUAUCUAUAAAGAGGACAAUAUCUUCCGGGGGCGU